UAAUUGAAUACAACGCGGCGGUCAAUAACGCUUUCACGCUCGUGAAUGACGUGCUCUGUUUGACAGAGCCUUAACUUUACGAUUGUCGCAAGCCCCGAGAUAGUUGAGGCCUGAGUGCCUGACGCGUUUCGCAGCUGUCGUGUGAAAAAUAAAGUGCCACUGUCGCCGUUGCAGCGUGGAGCUGGAGCCAAUCCAUCUUCUCGAGGUCCUGAACCCUACUGCGAUAAAAUAUGAAGUUCUGAUGAAGAUAACAUAUUAUUAUUGAACGAGCCUCACUUUAUAUAGUACAUAGGUGAGGAAGAGAUACGGACCAAUAUAAUUUCAGUUGAACGUAAUGCCAGGUGGGGGAGGUCAUAUUUGCUAUCUCGACGACCGUCUGUAGCAGCACUUCAUUUAUUAUCUCGUAGUUGAGAUAAUAUAUUCCAUUUAUAUUAUUUAAGUUAUAUUAUACAUAUAUAAGUAUAUAAUACUAUAAUACAUCGACCAUAGAUGCCAAAUGUGUUAUGCAACGUGCAACCUGUAAUAUAUAUUAUACAGUACAACAUGUUGCCAAGCAUGUUUUUUUGUACAAUUGCAUGUGCUAUAAUCGCUGUUGUAAAGGCAUCGAAUAUUUUAGUGUUUAUGCCGAUACCGUUUAGAAGCCAUUUUCAUGGAUUUCAACCGUUGUUCGAAGAGCUGUCACAUAGAGGGCACAACGUGACCGUUGUCAGUUCGUUCCCUCAAAAUCGUCAGAUAGCCAACUACACGGAUAUAGGACCAUUUGUUUCCAAAGAACAUGAAAGAAAUGCUAUGGAUAUGAUGGGCAAGAAUUUUUUGACGUCGACUCUGACAGUAUGGAAACUUGGCGUAACAUUUACCAAAGUCUUGAAACAUAAAUCAAUGGUAGACUUCCUCCAAACAAAUUCCGACUCGUUCGAUUUAGUUAUGAUAGAAUCGUGUUGUCAAGAAUAUACGGUGGUCUUGGGCCAUAAAUUCAGCGCACCAAUCAUUAAGCUGCAACCAACCAUGCUCUGGAGCAGUAUUAGCAAAUGGAUACACGUUCCUUCCACAUUCUCGUACAUACCAAACACCUUUUUGGAAACAACAAGCGAUAUGAGUUUCACGCAACGUUUAAAAAACACCAUUACUGGAGUGUUGCAGUUGUAUGUAGAAAAUUACUUAUAUUUACCAAAAAUGAAGGAAGUAAUGGAUACACACUUCACAUACAAAGGGUGGGAAUCCAGGCCUUCGCUUGAAGAUAUGUUGAAUAACGUGUCCUUAACACUAGUCAACUCUCAUUAUGCGGUCGGUGUAUCCAGACCAUAUCUUCCAGGUGUUAUUGAUGUAGGUGGUAUGCACAUAAAAGAGUCCAAGUCUCUAUCUGGGGAUCUUCAAACUUUUGUAGAUUCAGCGGAACAUGGAGUAAUUUAUUUCAGUCUUGGUUCGGUGGUUAACUUAAAUCACUUACCUCAAGAAAAAUUAAAUAUUUUUCUUGGCACUAUUGCAAAAUUAAAACAAAACGUAAUACUAAAAUGGACACCAAAUGCUAGUGUAAAGUUACCUCAAAAUGUUAUGACUGGUUCGUGGUUUCCUCAAAGUGAUAUUUUAGCUCAUCCAAAAGUCAGACUUUUCAUAACUCACGGAGGAUUACAUAGUUUAGAGGAAACCGUUUAUCACGCAAAACCUGUAGUUGCUAUUCCAUGUUUUGGCGAUCAGCAUUUAAACAUCAAAUUAGUGGAAAGAAAAGGCUAUGGUAAACUGGUAUAUUAUUUUAAUAUUACUGAAGAAUCAUUUGGAAAUGCCAUCAAAGAAGUAUUAUCGAAUCCAACGUUUAAAAAUAACGUCGAAAUCCAGAGUCGUAUCUAUAGAGAUCAACCGAUGAAACCUUUAGAACGAGCUAUCUAUUGGGUCGAGUAUGUUAUUCGGAAUGGAGGAGCUGGACAUCUUAAAAGUGACUCCGUGGGAUUAAAUGAUGUGCAAUAUUUUUUGUUUGACAUAGUAUUUAUUUUACUGAUACCAAUUGUAUGUAUAGUUUGGUCGUGUUAUUUAUUCGUUGCAAAAAUCACAUCUAAACUAUAUUAAAAGACCAGUUGGCACAAGUCGUUGAAACAGAAAGGAUUGAAUGAAUUACAAACAGUUAGCGGUACAUACAUGAGACGUACAUUGAAAAAUAUAAGUACUAAGUCUUGUAAUAAUUAUAAAAAUAAACUUAGCCCGAAUUACCGUUAAAAGUUUAUUAGCUCUUCGAGUUUACGUCUGACCAGUCCAUGCCAGGCCAGUUCUAACACAUAAUUCCAGCACAAUGGCC
Myzus persicae (green peach aphid) is the source of this 2287-nucleotide messenger RNA. Its product is annotated as UDP-glucuronosyltransferase 2C1-like. Gene Ontology annotation, molecular function: UDP-glycosyltransferase activity. The transcript has 8 exons. The record is from RefSeq and is a predicted model, not a curated record. Bases 490 to 2061 code for a protein of 523 amino acids. Lineage: Eukaryota; Metazoa; Arthropoda; Insecta; Hemiptera; Aphididae.